GCAAAACUGAUUGUGCCCAACAGCACCGCGGGGCUGAUCAUUGGUAAAGGUGGCGCCACGGUGAAAGCCGUGAUGGAGCAGUCAGGUGCCUGGGUUCAGCUCUCCCAGAAGCCCGAGGGCAUCAACCUGCAGGAGCGCGUGGUGACGGUGAGCGGGGAGCCCGAGCAGAACCGCAAGGCGGUGGAGAUCAUCGUGCAGAAGAUCCAGGAGGACCCGCAGAGCAGCAGCUGCCUGAACAUCAGCUACUCCAACGUGACCGGCCCCGUGGCCAACUCCAACCCCACCGGCUCCCCGUACGCCAACACGGCCGACGUCCUGCCCAACGCAGCAGCCGCCGCCACCGCCUCCACGCUCCUGGGCCAGGCCAGCCUCGCGGGCAUGGGCGGCUUUCCUACGACCAUGUCUAGUUUCUCCGGCAACGACCUCCUGGCCAUCACCUCGGCUCUGAACACCCUGGCCAGCUAUGGCUACAACACCAACACCCUAGGGCUCGGCCUCAACCCUGCCGCCGCCUCCGGCGUGCUGGCAGCAGUCGCCGCAAGUGCUAACCCCGCUGCCGCGGCCGCCGCUAACCUGUUAGCUUCCUAUGCUAGCGAGGCCUCAGGAGGCCAUCCUCCCCCCAGCCUUGGUGGCUUCUCCUUGGGUUCUCUGGCUGCUGCCACUGGGGCGUCCAACGGCUACCUGAAUGCGUCCUCCCCUCUGGUGGCGUCAUCCCUGCUGGGCACUGAGAAGUUGACGGAGGGUGGCAAGGAGGUGGUGGAGAUUGCAGUGCCAGAGAACCUAGUUGGAGCCAUCCUGGGCAAGGGUGGCAAAACACUGGUGGAGUAUCAGGAGCUGACGGGGGCGCGGAUCCAGAUCUCCAAAAAGGGGGAGUUCAUCCCCGGCACCCGCAACCGGAAAGUAACCAUCACGGGAUCGCCCGCGGCAACACAGGCCGCCCAGUAUCUCAUCAGCCAGCGAAUCACAUACGAGCAAGGCGUCCGCGCCACCAACCCACAGAAGGUGGGCUAAAACAAGACAUGAGGAGGAGGCGGAGGAGGACAGCCUGAGGGACACGGAGAGGAUCCAGAAUGGGAGAAGUAAUUUGAUAUUAGUUUGGUGGACAGGUAUUUAAACAUGGGGCAAUUUGCAAUGGGGGAACUUCUCACUUUAGUAAACAAAAAAGGACAAAUGAAAAAUAGUGAGGGAAGCAAAUGAUAGUGAUGGCGGGGUGGGGGG
Molecule: messenger RNA, 1218 nt
Organism: Clupea harengus (Atlantic herring)
Lineage: Eukaryota; Metazoa; Chordata; Actinopteri; Clupeiformes; Clupeidae
Gene: nova1
Product: RNA-binding protein Nova-1-like
Exons: 1
Molecular function (GO): RNA binding
Source: RefSeq, a predicted model, not a curated record